Molecule: messenger RNA, 910 nt
Organism: Zychaea mexicana
Lineage: Eukaryota; Fungi; Mucoromycota; Mucoromycetes; Mucorales; Lichtheimiaceae
Exons: 2
Coding region: 354-899 (181 amino acids)
Source: RefSeq, a predicted model, not a curated record
GUAAUGAGCCAGCUAGACGUAAUUGAGCAUUGCACGCGGCAAACCACAUCCCUUUUCAUAUCCCGUCACCUCCACUUUCUUCCUGCAACAAAAGUCGCAUUGUCAUAAAAAACACAGCAAUAGCUACUAACUAUGUGCUAAUACCAACACCGAUUACCAAACCUAGAGUCACUGACACAGGCCUUAAAUGACGUCGUGCCACAACCAUACCGUUGCACCCCGCGAGUUACAAAAAAGUGUGCACCACAUGGGGACGCCAACCCGCCGUACCUCUACCAUGAACGACGUAUGCUUUCACGCGGAUAGUGCACAACCACCAAUUCAGCAAGCACACCACCACAACAAGCAGCAGUAUGACUCGUCUAUCGAAAGCUUUACCUCAGUUCAGUGACAGACUCAGCUUUUUAGUCUCAAUAUCAUCACUUCGGGAAUCAGAAUACGAGCAGCAGUCUGAAUGGGCGAGAACCAUCUUUGAACGUACCAUGGCACGAGAGCAAGCUAUGGGUCCACAAACACAAGAGCUUCGCGUGCAGGACUGUAAACUACAGCUCCUACACAAACUCAUAGCAGAAAGACGAAACAUUGAAGUCGAAGCCAAAAUGAACGAAACUCAAGCUGAGCCUAACCCUCACCCUGUUGAACAGGAUGAGCUACUCAUGGGUACAGUUGAGGCUGGAACACUGGCCAAACAAAAUCAAGCAUCACAAAAGCUCCAGAGACAGCUAAAGAAGCUGGACAAGAUCGAUCAGCAGAGACAACAACAUCAGGAUCACCAGCAGCACAAACAAAAGCAACACCGCCGACAACAACCAAAGGAACCUGGUACACCGUCAUACGCAAAGAUCGCUAGUAAAAUAUCAAGAUGCCAGUUCAGGACCACCGACGUAAAAGCAGCGUAAUUGGGCUCAAC